UGUGCUCUCAAAAACACAAUCAUAACAGCAGGAGUGAUAUCACGACGGAGCGCUCUACGAGCAGACGGCUAAGGUUAUAUAGGUAAUUUUAAAGUGGAUUUCGGUGCUCAGGACCACUGAGCGGCCAUGGAAGAACUUACAGCGUUCGUCUCGAAAUCUUUCGACCAGAAAACCAAGGAGAGCAGUAAGGAGAGUAUCACGUACAGGGAAGUUUUGGAGAGUGGCUUGGCGCGGGCUAGGGAGCUGGGGAACUCGGAGACAAGUCUACAGGACAUAACGGAAGGCAGCAACCACUUCCCAGUACAUCUGUUCAAGGAGCACAUAGAGCUAGAGAAAGAAAAACUCAAGGAGUUUAACGUUUCGAGGGCCACAGAAGGGAUAUAUGAGUGUAAAGAGAAAAAGGAGGACGUGAAGUCGGAGGACGAGGACGCACAGAGCAAACUGAAGCAGCGGCGGAGCAGGACAAACUUUACCCUGGAACAGCUCAACGAGCUGGAGCGCCUGUUCGACGAGACUCACUACCCCGACGCCUUCAUGCGGGAAGAGCUGAGCCAGAGGCUGGGACUGUCAGAGGCAAGAGUACAGGUUUGGUUUCAAAACAGAAGAGCAAAAUGUCGAAAACAAGAAAARCAGAUGCAUAAAGACACUUCUUCCUACUUUCCAGGUGUCAUUCUGGGCACUGCCAGUCAUCUGGAUGCCUGCAGAGUAGCGCCAUACGUCAACAUGGGAGCUCUACGGAUGCCUUUUCAACAGGUUCAGGCCCAGCUCCAGUUGGAGGGCGUGGCUCACUCCCACCAUCACCUGCACCCUCACCUGGCGGCGCAUGCACCCUACCUGAUGUUCCCGCCCCCGCCCUUUGGACUACCAAUCGCCUCUCUCGCGGACUCAGCCUCUGCAGCGGCGGCCGUGGCCGCGGCUGCCAAGAGCAACAGCAAGAACUCUAGCAUCGCCGAUCUCCGACUCAAGGCAGGACUUCUGCGGGGCCAGUGGCUCAGUCCACUCCAGGCACACAUCACAAGUCCAGGACCAUACAAACACAUGUGGAUGUCUGUCUGAGCUGAGGGACAGGGCCAGGCCAGGGCCAGGCUAAACCAGGCCAGACCAGACCAGGAGACUUUAGAAUGAAGCAAACUGUCAAAGCAAGCACGCAGGGCCAAAUACUAGAGCGUCACUGAAUCCGAUGCCGUCACGUUGACUUUACAGACUGUUGCAUGUGUGAGAAAAGACACUAGCAACACAAGGCAUCGGACCCGCUCUAAACUUUAUACACAAAAAAACAAAAAAAGAGAUAAGAAAUGGCCACUGUAUUGUUUCCUGCCGCUGCCCAGUGCAUGAGUUUGAUUGCAGGACUAUCAUGGAGCCUGGCCUUCAUGUUGUAUCUGACCUAACGCCCCAACUCUGUUGUAUCACUGCCAUUCAAACCGCCCUCUAUACCCUCAUCCACAAGGUCAACGGUCAUUUGCGUUUGAUUUCCUUUAAACUUUUGACUGACAGGAAGAAGCGAUUCGAAUCCCUUUUUUUUUCUGCUUUCGGAGGACUAAGAUAUGUGUUGCCAGGAAUGUGUCCGAGUCCAAAUGUUUUUUUAGCUUUUCUCCUCACAUUGUUCUCUCUCGCUAGCCUUCUUUCUUUCUGUUUAUAGUGCUAUUUCGUAGGAAUAGAAGUGAAGAUAUUCUUUGCACUUCAGGUUUUGUAUGUUGGCGUUUACAAAUGGCACUACUAGAAGAUACUACUUCACUAAACGAGGCGGGAAUAGGAACCAAUUUGUUUUUUAUCAUGUCUUCAAAAAGAGACGUUCACGAAACGUUUUCGAAGGAUAAAGGGUAUAACUGCAAUUUUUUUGUAAUUUUUAAAACAUGAAGGAAGCAUCAGUUCAACUGAAAUGCACUUUUGUGCAGUUUUAAGUGCAAUACUGUAAAUAUGAAAAAGUUUAAAAAUAAUAAACAAAUUGUUAAUUGUUCAUUUUAAACAAAUGAUUUUCAGUCAUUUAUUUAAUGCACUGAUCAAAUCGGUGUGUCUAAUUUCUUUGCCAAACAAAUCUGUUUUUCCUAAAGCAUUGUAGUAUGUUGCGAACUCAUCCUCAAUCGUGUGCCAUAACUCCAGAGAUUCAAUGGUUUUCAAAUGUCGUUUUGUAAACACCAGAACACUAUAAUAGCCUGUUGAGGUAGACAUGAGCACAUGUGUUUCAUGCUGCAGAAAUUAACAAUUGAAAAGCUAGGAUCUGAAAUAAUUUAUCAUAAUUGAUAUGGGACAAAGAAUUUAUGUUACAUUCCACCAAAGAUUCUAACAAAUUUUACAAUAUAUGUUAUAGGAACAACAAAGCCAUGGCAGUGUUGCUUUAGGCCUGUACAUAUUAAACGUUUUAUGUUUAAGUUGCAAUUCCAUAGUAAGAUAACAAGAUACAACCUAGAUAAAUAAUGCCUACCAGCUAGGAUAAAAUGUUGAACACUUGUAAAUUCAAAGGGUAUUUUUUUGUGUCAUUGAGAAACAGAUCUCUGUGGGGGAUUUUGGGCCAUAGAACGGUUACAUUUAGCAUUUUUACUUUUUAGUCAUUUAUUCGAUUCUUAUAUAUUGAGUGACUUAUAAUCAUACAGCAAGAGGCUUUAAAUCAAAACAUGAUUAUCGUCAUCAAAACAUUCCGGAAGUGAUUACCGUAGUACUCAUUAACAGAGAAUUGUAUGCCAGAUCCCCUUACUUGAAGCAAUAGCCAGGUACUUUACGAGCUGAUGUAGAUUAAUGCUGUAUGCCCAUCGUGACAGGUUACAGCCGAUGCUCAGGGGUUGUCUCAGGUUGAACCUACCAAUCAAUAUCAAUAUCAUUCCAGCUCUGACAUGUACGCAGUUUCCAUGUCAGCCCUCAGAGCUCAUCAGAUCCCAAUCUUACCCCACGCCAGCGGAGAAAAUUGAGCCGCUAUGAAAUCCAGAUGUACGCCAGCAUCAUGGCCCCAAAUCUGGAACCGAACAUGUAUAAAGCCCUCUGUUCAAAUGACAGAGAAUCUUACAUUUUCAGCUUCCAUCUCAGUACUAUCUCUAACUGGAGCAAGAGCAAGGAUGUUGUGCUCGUACACCCUAUAAGGUUUCUGCACAUUUAAUUUGUACAUACAUCAAGUUUGAGUGAUAUAAUCGCAGACUGAUCGGCCUGUAUUUACUCACUGACCUCUCAGGCAGGGGCCUGCUGGGCCAGGUCUGAAAAUAACAGCAUCCUUUUAUGUGUACUAAUAAUUAGCUAGGCACACACAGCCAUCCAUCAACCAGCAAUGAGCCAUGGCUGCUUCGUCAACAUGUUAAAGCUGUUUAUGUUGGCCACAAG
Salvelinus sp. IW2-2015 is the source of this 3306-nucleotide messenger RNA. It is a transcript of the gene shox, whose product is annotated as shox homeobox. Gene Ontology annotation, molecular function: DNA-binding transcription factor activity, RNA polymerase II-specific; sequence-specific double-stranded DNA binding. The record is from RefSeq and is a predicted model, not a curated record. Gene Ontology annotation, cellular component: nucleus. Lineage: Eukaryota; Metazoa; Chordata; Actinopteri; Salmoniformes; Salmonidae. Gene Ontology annotation, biological process: regulation of transcription by RNA polymerase II.